AUGCGGGCACUCCCAGCCUCGCCCACCCUGGCACACGCAGCUCCCUGCCAGCUCCCUCCCUACCUGUCGCCCGGGCCCAAGUGCAGCAGGGCGGCCAUGUCUGGGGAAUCCCGGGCGCAGCGGUACCACGACGACCAGUAUCCCACCACGCCGCCUGGCAGCGACGCGGCCAUCAGUACGGGUGCAGGCGAGUGCUCCCCCAAGGAGCGGUACCCUCUGUGGGAGGUACCGCUGUGGACGGUGGCGGAUGCUGCCGGGAAGCCGCUGGACACCAUGGACCCGCCCGGGGACGCAUUCAAGCUGUACACACGAGAGGUACCGCGAGGCAGGGUCGGGCAGGAAAGGAAGGCAGGGGGCCAGCUGGCGCGGCGGCUGGCGGGGAACCGGGCGCCGCUGGGCCUCUUCUUCCACGCUGGCAUGGAGUCGCAGCCCGACCGCGUGGCGCAGCUGCGCCGCUUCAUCGCCGCCGCCGCCGCCACGCGCGACGUCUGGUUCGUCACCACCCAGCAGCUGCUGCGCUGGAUGGCAGCGCCGGCGGCGGCGGGCCGCCUGCGCGCCGCGGGCCUGGGCUGCAAGCGGCCGACAGACAUCAAGGGCCGAGCCUGUGCCACUUACGUCAGCGACUGCGUGUUUGGGAGCUGGGAGGCGAGGCGGUGCCGCUGCGCAUGCCUGGGGGAGGGCUCCCCGGGGGGCUACUGCAGCAACCGCCGCACCGAGCAGUGCACGGAGGCGUGCUGAGGCGUGCGCAGGGGGUCCGACGGGGCGCCGCCGUCCAGCGGCUUCGCGGCUGAGGCUGGAAGCCGCGCCUGGGUGGAUGCUGGCGCCUGCCGCGCCUCCCGCUGUGUGCCGGCCCGGGGGCACAUGCCGCUGCCUCAGCGGGCGGCUGGAUCCUUCUGUUUUGGCUCAGCAGACACGUGAAAUGCAUGCAUCAUUCUGAUACUUGAUUCGUAAGAAGCUUCCUAGCUCCGUCACAACGCUCCGCUCCCAAUCCGCCGCCACCGCUGUUCCUCCCGCAAACUGUGAUGUCGAGCUGGGG
Chlorella variabilis is the source of this 1036-nucleotide messenger RNA. RefSeq lists its product as hypothetical. The record is from RefSeq and is a predicted model, not a curated record. Bases 1 to 738 code for a protein of 245 amino acids. Gene Ontology annotation, biological process: carbohydrate metabolic process. The transcript is spliced from 6 exons. Lineage: Eukaryota; Viridiplantae; Chlorophyta; Trebouxiophyceae; Chlorellales; Chlorellaceae.